GAAAAAAAUGUUGUAGCACAGGUUAAUUUAUUUGCAGGGUUUCCAGGCACCCGAUCAAACACAGGACAGAAAUAGCAUUUUUUUAAAAGGGAGGGAGAGGAAAGAAGGACCUGUAAAUAAGAAUAUCGCACUUUUUCCUGGAGAUCCCUCCCCCCUUCCCAAAACUCCAAAAUUUCUGCGUUGAAAACAGCUCCUCAAACUCUCAGGACAAUGAUAGGCGCAUUUAAAACGUAACUGACGCUCCUGCCUACUAUGGGCAAGGCGACAAGGCUUGCUGGGAUAGCAUACGGGCACUGAUACGACUCAUAUUCCGCCUGCAGCAUGGGAGAAUGUGCGGGGAUGUUUCAUUCAACGCGGGAACGACUAAAUAAUAUCUUGGGAUGGAGAGCAGCUGCAAGCAUUGCUUGGUCUCUGCUUCUGCUUCCUUUGUGUGUUGCUGUCUUUAUCAGCAUUAGCAGUAUUGACUUAUUCCAUCCUAUACAAUGGAUCACAAGUUCUUUCAAUGAUUUGUAUACCUCCUAUGUUGUAUUUUGUAUACUACUGAUGUCUGUGGUGAUAGUGGUAAUAAACAUAUUCAGUGUUGAAUUUCACACAGUUGUGCCUUCUAUUCCUUGCUCUCGAUUAGCACUGAUAAGCAAGAUUAUCCACCCACAGCAGGUGAUCCAUUCAGUUGCCCACGCUGUAAUGGGAAUGCUAGUGGCUUGGUGUGCUGCUGUCAUGACGAAAGGAAAGUUCCUCUUCUUAUCUGUACCUUGUACAGCUACAGAAAGUACAGCUGAUGUGGAUCCAUAUAUGUGCCUGAAUGAGUACCACCUCUUUCUCUUGCUCCUUGGAGCUUUUAUGGGUUACAGCUAUAGCCUCCGGUAUCUUGUCAACAAUUUGAACUACCUUCCUUUCCCAGUCAUACAGCAAUACAAGUAUCUACGCUUCAGAAGAUCUCUUCCACUGCUGGUAAAACACAGUUGUGUGGAGUCACUGUAUAUGGUUAGAAAUUUUUGUGCUGCAUACUACUUAUUCGGUUAUAUUCCAAGGGCAUGGAUGAUUACCACAAUGAAUCUUCAGAUUGAUAGUAAACUUCCACUUCUUGAUACAGUGUCUGGCCUCCUGGACUUCUCUCUUCUGUACCACAGCUGGUUGUGUGGUCUGUUUCUUCUGAUGUCCUGGUACAUUGCAUGGUUGCUUUUCAGGAUCUUUGCUACUGAGGCACAUCACUUUCCUGUGCAGCCAACUUUUGCAGAAGAAGCAGAUCAGUGUUUACCCAAAAUUUUAAGCAGCAAUCCUCCAUCUCUUUUAAAGUUCUUGGCUUUACAGGACCUGAUGUUUCUUUCCCAGUAUUCUUCUGUGCGACGUCAAGAAGUCUUUAGUCUUAGCCAACCAGGUGGCCAUCCACACAACUGGACUUCUAUUUCUAGGGAGUGCUUGAGUCUUCUAAAUGAUCUGACACAGAAACUGCUAAUUCACCAAGAUGCUGCAGCUGCAAAUGGGAGAUUGAAGCAGCAACCUGUCAGUGACCUGGGACAACCCUCUAGCCCUCCAGUAGCGGCCGCUGAAGAGAACCUGUUUCAGACCCCAAGGUUCAACACCGUUCCACGAACUAAUAUAUCCUCUUUGGUUAAAUCAUCUCGGCUGCCUUUUAAAACUUCGCCUGCAACGGAUCUUGGGAGCAGUUUAGGGUCACCUUUCAACCCUUCUCCUCUGAGUCGCAAUCCUGGAACACUGGAGUUAAGCUCUCCUUGGCAUGGAUCUGUCCAAAGUCCCCACAUUAUGAGAAGAGGACCAAAACUAUGGACAUCAGGUUCAGAUCUGCAGUGGACAGGCUCUCCUCAUGAACCCCAUCCCACGGUUGCUAUUACAAAAGGUACUAAUGAAGCAGUGCAACCACAAUUUAUCUACACAUGGCUGCAGAAAAAGAAAGAACAGCUGAAAAGCUUCUUGUCAAGACGAGUGCUGAUAAUGUAUUUUUUCAAUAAGCAUCCUGAGGCCUCAAUCCAGGCUCUCUUUUCUGAUACUCAGAUGCACAUUUGGGCAUUGGAAGGUUUAUCACAUCUAGUAGCAGCCUCGUUUACUGAAGAUAAAUAUGGAGUUGUCCAAACAACACUGCCAGCUAUUCUGAAUACUUUGCUAACUCUGCAGGAGGUGGUAGAUAAGCACUUCAAACUGCCUUAUGUCUCCAGCAAGCCUCCCAGAAUUUCAGGAAGUUUGGCAGACACAUCCUACAAAACCCUUCGGUUUGCUUUGAGAGCAUCCUUGAAAACUGCAAUCUAUCGAAUCACUGCCACUUUCGGAGAACACUUAAAUGCGGUACAGGUGUCUUCAGAACAUAAGAAAAGGCUUCAGCAGUUUCUGGAGUUCAAGGAGUAACCCAUUACACCACCUGUACUGUUGCCAGUGGAUAGCACCUGUUCAACAGUUUCAGAUCAGAAGAAAAUGAAACUAAUUUUACAUGUCCUACUGGCAUCUCAGAACUGUCCUUUAAGGCUAGAUCAUAAGGUGACCACGCUGGCAGCAGAAGUACCUGAAAAACUUGGAUUACUUUACCAUGACAUUUUGUAUAAUAAACUGGUUUCUUUUUAAGUAAAUAUCCUUUGGAAUAAG
Molecule: messenger RNA, 2595 nt
Organism: Pogona vitticeps (central bearded dragon)
Lineage: Eukaryota; Metazoa; Chordata; Lepidosauria; Squamata; Agamidae
Gene: NDC1
Product: NDC1 transmembrane nucleoporin
Biological process (GO): nuclear pore organization
Cellular component (GO): nuclear pore transmembrane ring
Molecular function (GO): protein-macromolecule adaptor activity
Source: RefSeq, a predicted model, not a curated record